Molecule: messenger RNA, 1741 nt
Organism: Pleuronectes platessa (European plaice)
Lineage: Eukaryota; Metazoa; Chordata; Actinopteri; Pleuronectiformes; Pleuronectidae
Product: regulator of G-protein signaling 9
Exons: 17
Coding region: 1-1479 (492 amino acids)
Biological process (GO): intracellular signal transduction; G protein-coupled receptor signaling pathway; regulation of G protein-coupled receptor signaling pathway
Source: RefSeq, a predicted model, not a curated record
AUGACGAUCAGGAACACUCUGCGGGACUACGGGCAGAGGUACCGACCGCGGAUGGCUUGUCUCAAGAAGGCUGAGAAGGUGCUGCUGGAGAUGCAGGACCCCAAAUCAGGAGUCAAGUCCCAGCUGCAGAGGCUGGUUAUCACCACGAUACCCCACGCCAUUACUGGUGAAGACAUCAUCUCCUGGUUGGCAGACAGAUUCCAAAUAGAUACACAAGAGGCGAGGAGUGUCGGCUCCAUGCUGGUGGCGUUGGGAUACAUCUACCCUCUGCAGGACCACAAACGCCUGGUGAUCAAACCAGACGCGUCGCUCUACCGCUGCCAGACGCCGUACUUCUGGCCCACGCAGCAGUGGCCUGUGGAGGACACGGAUUACGCAAUCUACCUGGCGAAGAGAAACAUACGUAAGAAAGGAAUCCUGGAGCUGCACGAGCAGGAGCAGUACAACCGUCUGCACAAGUGGAUGAAUCACAAGUGGGAUUUCAUAGUGAUGCAGGCUAAGGAACAGUACAGGGCUGCUAAGGAGAGGAAGAAACCCGACCGUGUGGUUUUUGAAUGCCAGGAGAGAGCGUACUGGGUGGUUCAUCGACCUCCGCCGGGGACGGUCAGUGCCAUGGACUACGGACUGGACAGACGAAUAGACCCGAAUGCAGACGAGGCAACAACACCCGACUUCUAUGAGAGAAUCAUGAUCUUCACCCAGCAGGCCAUCAUGAGGCCCAGAGUCAAGUCGUCCGUGUCCAUCGGAGCGUUGGUGAAACACUGCGCCACCUACAAAAGCCACGACCCCUUCCUCUCCUCGUGUCUUCCCAGUAACCCCUGGCUCACCGACGACGUCACCUACUGGAACCUGAACAUGCCCAACGUGGAGAUCCCGACUAAAAUGCGCGUGGAGAGGUGGACGUUCAGCUUCGGAGAUCUGCUCUCAGACCCGAGGGGCCGGGACGACUUCAGACUCUUCCUGAGGAAAGAAUUCAGCGGUGAGAACUUGGCAUUCUGGGAAGGCUGCGAGGAUCUGAAGUGGGGCGCAGCUGCGACGAUGAGAGAGAAAGCAGAACAGAUCUACAAGGCCUUCCUGGCUCGUGGUGCCCCGCGGUGGAUCAACAUCGACGGGAAGACGAUGGAGAUCACAGUCAAGGGCCUGAAGCACCCGCACAGAUACGUCCUGGAUCCGGCCCAAACUCACAUCUACAUGCUCAUGAAGAAGGACUCGUUCGGGCGCUACAUGAAGUCUCCGGUCUUUAAAGACACGCUGAAGAAGGCCAUCUGUCCUGAGGAGCACAAGUUCACUGACACUCAGCUGGAGCAGAAUGCGAAGAACAGACGACCGAGCCUCAGCCCCAUCGUCCUCCGGCAGCAGGACCAGGAGAUGAGGGCCAAGAUGGCGGCCAACGCCCCCGUGGACAUCACACAGGUCAUGAGCAAACUCAGCCAGCAGGGGAAGGAGGCGCCUCCUUGUCCUGCUCCUGCUAAGACCUGAACACAAACAUCGAUCAAAUCUACAUGUUGAUGGCAUUUAGCUUUAGUGUGAAGAGUUGGCCUGAGACUUUAAACACGUGGGAACUCACCUCCAUGUACGAGUCAGACCAUCGGUCACAUGUCUGUCCCCUCACACUGUAACUGUCUGUCAUGUUGUUUCUCAUGAUUCAUGUGUUGUUCAUAUAUCUAAUUCUCUGUAGUGUCUGUAAUACUCUGUGUUUUUCUUUAUCCUUCAUAAACUAAUAAAACAUCCUCAUCCACAA